GGCAGAUUGAUGGGAUGGGCCAUGAGGACUCGGUUCGUGGUAUAGACAUAAACAUAUCGUCAGCGCCAUCGGUGGGGGGUCAGCAAAAAGACAGCAUCUCAACGUUCAUCUCCCGCUGUUGACUCGUGGCGCAGUGCUGGUGGUGCCGCGUGCCGCACACUUUCCUCUGGUCCUCGUCCUCCUCUCCUCAGGCUCGGUCGUGCGUCGGUCUCCAUCUCUCCCAUAUAUCGAUUUGCUUGCGAAGCCUAUCGCACUUCCCUUCUUUUCAUUGUCCACCACAGUCGGGCCGCAAGCCGAGCCGAUCAGACUCAAACUGUCGCUCAUCCUCCUUCCCUACAAGUGAGAGCGUCGCUCGGUGAAACGCCAGGCACACUACUCUCUCCUUCCUUUCGCUUAAGGGCGUCAUCAAGUACCCGCCAAUCAACAGCCAGCAUGAUGCUCGCUUCUUUCUCAUAUCCAGCUGGCGGUCUGUACACUGUGACUAUCGCGGCGUGCACGCUCCUGUCGCUCACGUCAGCCUCCUCCGCAGCUGGCGUCGGUAGGGCAAACCCUGCAUCACCGGCUGCAGCGGGGGCAGCAGUACUCCUCUCGCCGCCAUCAUCAGCAGCACCGCUACGGAAUCAUGCAGCGGCAGAGUGGACUGCGCGAGAUACUGCUAUUUCUGCUGCCACUACUUCAUCCUCUGCGCCAUUGAGCCUUCCGCUGCAGCGGCGGCACGUCCCUAACUCACACGAGUACGUGCAGCUCACCACAGCGGAGUGGGCGGGUCGACAAGUGCAGGCGCUACGCCAAAAAUACAGUGUCACUCCUCGCAACCCUCUCGAACAGGAUGCGAUUGCGCCAUCAUCAAUACAGAAGCGAGACGCACUAGCAGCCAGUAUACCAAUGUACAACGUUGCUGCCGACACGUCCUUCUACACGACUGUCAGCAUCGGUACGCCCGGACAGGACUUCAAGGUCGUCCUGGACACCGGCUCGUCGGACACAUGGGUCAGCAGCGCCUACUUCUCACCCUCGCAGUCGUCAACGUUCAACUCAUCCAGCCCGCCAACACCGUUCAGCAUCCAGUACGGCGGGGGUCAGGUGCAGGGCAUACUCGGGACGGACCAGAUGCUGCUCGCCAACCAUAUCGUCACGGGCCAGACGUUCGCCGUCGCCAACACCAUCUCAGGCGGGCUACUCAAUGGACAGGUACAGGGCGUCAUGGGCAUGGCGUUCGCGACGCUCAGUACCAGCGGACAAAACCCGCUGUGGUACGGCGCUGCACUGAGCGAUCAGACAUUUGCAUACUACUUCGGGCGCAACUCGGGCCCAUCUGCCUCCCCUACUGCGGGGGGCAUUUUCACAUUAGGCGGGACGAACACCACGCUCUACCAGGGUGACAUUAAAUGGGUCAAUGUCAUCCACCCGAAAUAUUGGCUCGUCACGCUCGGCGGUGUCUCCGUGCUCGGCAAGCCCGUCUCGCUUGGGUCGACGGUGAAAGCGGCGAUCGACACUGGCACGACGCUGAUCGGAGGCCCAGACGACGUCAUCGAAGCGCUGUACAAGUCCAUCCCGGGCUCAGUGCCCCUACGCGUGCAAAAGGGAUUCUACACGUACCCGUGCUCGUCAACGAUCAACGCGACGAUGACGUUCGGUGACCAGCAGUACUCGAUCCCGGACGCGUCGUUCGCCGCGCAGACGCUCGGCGGCGGAAUGUGUAUGGGCGCUUUCUUCGGCCUCGGCGCGAGCGGCGGCGAUGACGCGCAGUGGAUCGUCGGCACCAACUUCCUCAGCAGCCUCUACACCAUCUUCACAAUCAAUGACAACAAGCCGCGCGUCGGCUUUGCCAGCCUGGCUGCCAACACGACCAAUGACCAGACCGUCUCGACAACCGUCCAGGCUGCUCCAGACGCCAAUGCCGCCGUCGGCUUGCUGCGGGCAGCGCCUGCCGCCGCGCUGCUCUCUUUCGCAUUUGUUGGUAUUGCUGCAUCACAUGUUUUCUGAAAGGCGGCACUCUCUUUCCAUCUCUCGUCCCUUUCGCUCCAUUAUCCAUACCAGUCAUUAAUCACACAGAGAUAAUUUAGAUGCUACUGUUGCUUGGGAUAUCUGCAAUGAACUUCAUCUCAUU
Tilletiaria anomala UBC 951 is the source of this 2110-nucleotide messenger RNA. Its product is annotated as acid protease. The record is from RefSeq and is a predicted model, not a curated record. NCBI's taxonomy places the organism in Eukaryota, Fungi, Basidiomycota, Exobasidiomycetes, Georgefischeriales, Tilletiariaceae. The transcript has 3 exons. Gene Ontology annotation, molecular function: aspartic-type endopeptidase activity. Bases 433 to 1986 code for a protein of 517 amino acids. Gene Ontology annotation, biological process: proteolysis.